CUGCCUGACUGUUUAACCAGAAGGGUCCAGCUGCAGUUUCAACUCUAAAAUUAGGGAGGCACCCUGUCUGCAAAUGACGCAAAGAGCCCGAACUGGAGCGUGUCGUCGUCUCUGCGUGUUGCUGAUAAGGGGGCUGGGGGCCAUGGAGACGUUCCCAACAGCUCCCCGCUGUUGUUACCGAUGACACGGGUCUUAAUAUAUUUUUAGCCGCUGUUGUCAUGUUUUCGUAACGGCACGGCCGCUUCGCCCGCUAUAAAGGACUGCGUUUCAAACAUGCAGCUGUACAACAGCGUUCUCACACACUACCCGAGGGCGUCCAGGUCCAGGAAAGUUACUGUCAAUCUGUCUCCGGCGUCCGAACACUCCAACGCGGCGACGCAAAGUUCCUCUGAGGUCGACGGACAACUUCGACUGCGCACAACUUCAGCGACUAAGGGCAGUGAGACAAACAUGCCAGCAUUUUCCUGCUACGAAGCCUCUCCGGUGAGGCCAGUUCACUUUACAUCGACGGCUGAGAUAAUAAUCCGUAGACCUGAUGGAGUGGAAAGGUCUGUACCGGUUCACAUUAUCAAGAAGCCCAAGAACAAGUCGCAAAGAGGUGAAAAUGAGCUCUGCAAUGACUGUGAUUCAGAUAUAAUGGUGGAGAUGGUUAAUCAUCUGGGCAACGGAACUGAUGAGAUGUUUCCUGGGAAUCAUGUUUUUAGGAGCAGCAAUAUCAAUGGGACGAUGAGGAAUUCAUACGAGGAUGAAACUUCUUCCCAGACAUCUUCUAGAAGGAAUGGAUUUGCUUCAGUGGAUAUUGAGGAACUUUCUCCCAUGGGGUCAUCACGUAAAGAGGAGAAGGCCUUUGAGCUCAGUGUCCUCCAGGAGUCUCCACCGCAGAGAUGCCAAGAAACAGGGGACAUCAACGAUAAGGUCACCAGGUAUCUGGCUGAGGUGGAGAGGCAGAACAAGUACCUCCAGGAGAGACACAAGUACAGGUACCACAUCAUUCCAGAUGGUAACUGCCUGUACAGAGCUGUGUGCAAAGCCACAUACGGAGACCAAGCAAGGCAUGGGGAGCUGCGGGAGCAGACCGUGCACCACAUCGCCGACCACCUGGACGAGUUCAUACCCAUCAUUGAGGGGGACGUUGGAGAGUUCUUGAUCAACGCGGCGCAGGAUGGUGCCUGGGCUGGGUAUCCAGAGCUCCUAGCCAUGAGUCAAAUGCUGAAUGUCAACAUCCACCUUACGACUGGUGGCAGCCUGGAGAGUUCCACUGUUUCCACCAUGGUGCACUAUCUUGGGGAGGAGGACCCCUCCAAACUGGCAAUCUGGCUUAGCUGGCUCAGCAAUGGUCACUACGAUGUCGUAUUGGACAAGCGUCUCCCCAACCCAGAGUAUGAGGACUGGUGUCGACAAUCACAGAUGCAGAGGAAGAGGGACGAGGAGCUGGCAAAAUCUAUGGCAGCCUCGCUGUCUAAGAUGUACCUAGAACAAAAUGGUUGUGUUUGAAAUAAAGUUUGUAUGACGGAGGACAUAUUUUCUUACAGAAUGACCGAUGGAGACUCUUCUGAUGACUUUCUUCCUGCUUUAAAUUAUUUUUUAUAAGAUUUCUAUGUGUGAAACAAAGUGCGGUGCACAGACUUGAGUUUUUCUACAUACCAGAACGUCCAGAUUGGAGUUUGAAAGGAUGUAUGCUUGUUUUUUUUUUGGUUUUUUUUGGAUGAUUUUAGUUAUGUUGACAUCAGUGAUGCUUUGAGUUUCAGUAUUUUUGCAGUGUACAACAUUUAUUUGCCUUUUUCUUGGCCGACCAUUUAUACUUUUGACAUCAUUUCUGCAACAGUUCACACAUUUUUAACAGGGCUCCAAUGCAGUCUGGAAUUUGUACAAAAAGCACUUAGAAAACUGUUGGAUUUCUGACUUUUCCUUUUCUAUCUUCUGAGGAUAAAGGUCUAAAAAUGCCCCCCCAAAAUUGAAGUGUUUUUAUGUCUAAAUGGCUUGCUUUGUCUUUGGUUCAUUACAACUACAUUUUAAUGUUACCCAUUAUUAUGUUUGGUUUUUGACUCACUGACUGAAUGUAUCUCAAACCCCCACAAAGAACCAUUUCACUACUUUUUAGGUUUCAGGCAACUGUAAAGUGGAUGAUUUUGACCAACCCUAAUAAACUUGAAAAAAGUUCUCCAUCUAAUAUAAAGAGCCCACAUUUUAUGAGAGAUCCUCCAAUCUUUAUUUGUGAAAUCAAUUAUAGAUUUUAAGAUGGAGCUGAUCCCAGUUAGUCCAGACACACAAAAAAGUAGUGAAACCUUGCAUUCCAAAAAAUAAAGCCAGUUUAAUUUUCAUGACUUGCAAAACCUACAACUGACAACUAUUUAACCCAUUUCAACAUUAGUGUUUUAUAUUCAAAUGUCCAAAAUGUAACUAAAGACUGCUGAAAAAAACUGUCAAUUUGAACUGGGAAAUGUACGGAAUUUUGUUUUGAAAUGUGUAAGAACCCAGUUUGAAAUGCAGUGAAUUUUAGAUUGCAUUUUCUUACGUAUGUACAGUAUGUUAUUUUUUUUAUCUUUGUAUUUAAAAAAAAAUCUGUUUUCUCUCUUUUGCACAACAGUUCCAACUAGGCGUAAGUUGGUUAUUGGAUUCUCACCACGUUUUAUCCGCAGUAGCACA
Molecule: messenger RNA, 2646 nt
Organism: Poecilia latipinna (sailfin molly)
Lineage: Eukaryota; Metazoa; Chordata; Actinopteri; Cyprinodontiformes; Poeciliidae
Gene: otud1
Product: OTU deubiquitinase 1
Exons: 1
Coding region: 274-1494 (406 amino acids)
Biological process (GO): protein K63-linked deubiquitination
Molecular function (GO): cysteine-type deubiquitinase activity
Source: RefSeq, a predicted model, not a curated record